Asparagus officinalis (garden asparagus) is the source of this 522-nucleotide messenger RNA. RefSeq names its product probable calcium-binding protein CML30. Lineage: Eukaryota; Viridiplantae; Streptophyta; Magnoliopsida; Asparagales; Asparagaceae. Gene Ontology annotation, molecular function: calcium ion binding. The transcript has a single exon. The record is from RefSeq and is a predicted model, not a curated record. The coding region runs from base 1 to 522 and encodes 173 amino acids.
AUGGAAGGCGCAACCCUCACCUUGUACAUAGUCAACUCCCUAAUCUAUUCUAGCAUAACCAAUGUCUUCAAAGACCUUCUCCACUUCUACUCCAUCUUCACUUGCUUCCUCUCAUCUAUCUUGCGAUAUAUCAUUCAUGACGACGAAUGCGACGAUGAAGAGGAUGAAGCACCAUCCGUGCAUUGUGAAAGAGAGCUAAGUAUUGAAGAUGUAAAUAUUGUUAUAAAGAGACUAGGGAUGGGAGAGUUGUUAGAGGAAGAGAGAUGGAGAGAAGAGUUGGAUGAGAUGCUGGAGGAGAAGGAGGCCAACUUGGAGGAGAUAAAGGAGGCAUUUUACGUGUUUGAUCGUAACGAGGACGGGUUUAUAACGGCAGAGGAGGUGUGGAGCGUGAUGAGGAGAUUGGGGAUGAGGGAAGGGGUGAGGGUGGAGGAUUGUGUGAGGAUGGUGAGUGUGUUUGAUAAGGAUGGUGAUGGGAGGAUUAGCUGCUUUGAGUUUAGGAGAUUGUUAGAGAGUGCCAUGUAG